GGAGCCGCAGAUACCCUGACGGCGGAAACCUGGGACACUUUCAUCGGUGAAUCUGCGGCUCGUUAUACCGGAGCCUGUGACACGAAUCGGCGAUGGAAAAUAAACGAGCGAUAAAUUUUGGCGCGGGACCCGCAAAACUCCCACAAUCCGUACUUCUGGAGGCACAAAAUGAGCUGCUGAAUUACAAUGGAAUCGGGAUUAGUGUUCUGGAAAUGAGUCACCGGUCUUCAGACUUUGGAAAAAUCAUUAACAACACGGAAAGUCUUUUGCGCGAACUAAUGAACAUACCGGAGAACUACAAGGUGAUCUUUCUGCAGGGUGGGGGCUCUGCCCAGUUCAGUGCCGUGCCCCUCAACCUGAUAGGUCUGAAGGGGGAUCGCUGUGCUGAUUAUUUUGUCACAGGCACGUGGUCGGCCAAGGCGGCGAAGGAGGCAGAGAAGUAUGGCAGGAUUAACAUUGUCCACCCUAAGAUGGGCAGUUACACAAAGGUUCCCAGCAGCUGGACGCUGAAUCCCUCAGCCUCUUACGUGUAUUAUUGCUCCAACGAAACAGUCCACGGGGUGGAGUACAAAUCUGUCCCGGACACUAAAGGGGUCGUGCUUGUCAGUGACAUGUCGUCCAACUUCCUGUCACGACCUGUCGACGUGUCAAAGUUUGGCCUGAUCUUCGCUGGGGCUCAGAAGAACGUAGGCUGUGCUGGAGUAACCGUCGUCAUCGUGAGAGAAGACCUCCUGGGAAAGGCGCUGAAGGAGUGCCCCGCCGUCUUGGACUACGGCGUUCAGGCCGCAAAUGCCUCUCUGUACAACACCCCUCCCUGUUUCAGCAUCUACAUCAUGGGUCUGGUUCUGGAGUGGAUCAAGAACAAUGGUGGAACUGCAGCUAUGGAAAGGCUCAACAAGGAGAAAUCAGGCACGAUCUAUGACAUAAUUAAUGGAUCCAAUGGAUUCUAUGUGUGUCCGGUGGAUGAGAGCUGCCGGAGCUGCAUGAACAUCCCGUUCCGUAUCGGAAAGAAAGAGGGAGAUGAAGCCCUGGAGAAGAAGUUCCUGGAUGGGGCCUCCAAGUUGGGAAUGAUCUCCCUGAAAGGACACAGGUCCGUCGGGGGCAUCAGAGCAUCACUGUACAACGCCGUGACCCUGGAGGAUGUGUCCGCGCUUGCGGCCUACAUGAAGCAGUUCCUGAAGGAGCACCAGUAGCAAUGGACGUGGAUCACCAACUGCUUCCUGACCAUUAUGUUGAUAGAUUUACUAAUAUCAGGCCUCGGCCUGUGCACAAAGUCGGGUGCACUGUACAGUAUGAUCUGGCAAGCUAUGUAAUCCCAGACAUCUCUGGUGUGACCUCCUCAGGCUUGGCUCUGAGAUCUCCUUGCACGUGCUAGGUGCAGUAUCAUAGAUCAGUGUUUUCAAAAAUGAUUCUACUCGUCAUUUAUCAAGGCCAUUUACGAAGCUUAUUCUAAAUUUCCAUGUUCUUAAGUCUGUGCGAGGCUCUAAAAUAUAAAACCUAUCUGCUAUGUUUGUACUUUAAGAUAGUGAUCCUGUUAUUAAUGCUUCACUUCAUGAACUUCUUACAGCGGUGAGAUGACAUUUUUUAAGAAAACUGGAUAAUUUGCACAUUGGGGUCUGAUAGACCCCAGGAUUGAUUUUUCUUUUUUUUUCUUUGUCGUAGGGGCUUCUGAAAGAUUUUACUUUUUAUUAAGCGGAAAAUGUAAGAUCCAUGUACCCAUGUGAAAACCACACUGGUAGUCUGUAUGUUCUGUGCUUUGUAUAUUUAGCUUUUAUUUGGUGUAUCUCAGAUAAGCUUUUAACAGUGGCUGUUUUAAGAUGGCACAUGCUCCUCCGUUAGCCCGCAAAGCCUGUGUGUUAGCCUGUAUACCAGUACUGAGCUGCUUUUGGUCUCAGUACUUCUAUCCCCUGUGAACAUCUCCUGUGGCACUAACCCUAAUAAAUGCAUUCUGGCAGUGUGGA
This is a messenger RNA of Paramormyrops kingsleyae, 1961 nucleotides long. It is a transcript of the gene psat1, whose product is annotated as phosphoserine aminotransferase 1. Lineage: Eukaryota; Metazoa; Chordata; Actinopteri; Osteoglossiformes; Mormyridae. Gene Ontology annotation, biological process: L-serine biosynthetic process. Gene Ontology annotation, cellular component: cytoplasm. The record is from RefSeq and is a predicted model, not a curated record. Gene Ontology annotation, molecular function: O-phospho-L-serine:2-oxoglutarate transaminase activity; pyridoxal phosphate binding.